UUCACAAAUUGUCAAUCCCACCACCGGCUUAGCACGAGUCUGCUUUGGCUCAAUACCCAAUGAUUGGAACUAGUUUCUAACUGAUCGGCCGCUGUCACCGUUUCCGCAUUAGGUAUGGCGCAAAGUACAACAAGUUCUCACUCACUUGCGAAUGCUGUAAAAAUGAUUCUAAAGCACUUUUUGGGUAUGCAAAUAACACGUAAUUCGAAAUCAUCGCUGCAUAGGGGUUGUUUAGUAAUAGAUAUUGAAUUACGUGCUAACAAAAAGCGUGAUUUAUACGCUGUUCAAAUGACGCACUGUGGCUGCUGGACUAAUAAAGGAGUCCAAAAUUUAUUCGAAGAAUUGUGUCUCCUAGUUAAAAAUGGAUUGCUGCCCGAUAAAGCGGUGCUGGCUCACGCGUUUACGAGAAAUUCCGGAAAUACGGAAGAAACUAGUUAUAUCAUAGAAGGAGGGCCGAUUUUUGGUCAAAAAAAGACUUUGUUGGACAAUCCAAUAAUCCAUUUUCCGUCAUUUCGAAACUACGUCUUGAUCAAGUUACAGUACAGAAUCUCGUCCGAUUAUCUAUUAGAAUUCAAGGAAAUACUGAUCUGCGAAUUCAACACAUUAAGAGAGUCCAAUCCCGAUGUAAAAAUCACGUUUUACUAUGACAAGGACGUUUUCUACACGAAUCACGUUCAAUCUGACGACGACUUUCAAGACUGUCAAUCACUGAGCAUUUCAUUAAUAUCUAUCGUGAAACAAAGUAUGAAUAACAAAUUUAAAGAACGUUGCUUAAAUACUGUCGGCGUCGACAAUGCACAUGAAGCGCAGAAGAUUCUUGGAAGAACACUCUUCUCUAUGACACACGAGAACUAUACGAUUCCGUGAUGUAACAUGAUACAUUAAAAGACGAAUAAUAUUUUUUUUAAUACCCAAUAACGCAAUAAUUAUCUUACAAUAAGAAUAUAUCAUGCGAUUAUAUCCAUUAAAAACUCUGACAGAUAAUCGUGUACGUCCAA
This is a messenger RNA of Diprion similis, 998 nucleotides long. RefSeq lists its product as uncharacterized. The transcript has 4 exons. Lineage: Eukaryota; Metazoa; Arthropoda; Insecta; Hymenoptera; Diprionidae. The record is from RefSeq and is a predicted model, not a curated record. Bases 115 to 867 code for a protein of 250 amino acids.